Molecule: messenger RNA, 1626 nt
Organism: Chaetomium globosum CBS 148.51
Lineage: Eukaryota; Fungi; Ascomycota; Sordariomycetes; Sordariales; Chaetomiaceae
Exons: 2
Coding region: 1-1626 (541 amino acids)
Biological process (GO): amino acid transmembrane transport
Cellular component (GO): membrane
Molecular function (GO): amino acid transmembrane transporter activity
Source: RefSeq, a predicted model, not a curated record
AUGAAGAACGAGGGGUAUGACGAGAAGCCCAGCGCCGACGAGUCCCAGGGCGGCUCGCAACUGAUUGAUGGCGUGGUGUCUUUGGACGAAGCAACGCAGUUGGAACGCGGCCUCAAAAGUCGACACAUUCAGUUCCUAGCGCUGGGUGGCGCCAUCGGGACAGGGCUUUUCGUCGGGUCCGGUGCGAUUCUGGCCAAGGUCGGCCCGGUACCGUUAUGGCUCGGCUAUAUCUCCAUGAUGCUGGUGGUUUGGAUCGUCAUGAACACCAUCGCCGAGAUGACGACAUACCUACCCAUGAAGGGCAUCACUUUGCCCUACUUCACGAACCGUUACGUCGACAGCAGCCUGGCCUUCGCCUCGGGGUGGAACUACUGGUAUGCGUAUGCGAUUCUGGUCGCCGCCGAGGCUUCAGCGGGCGCAAUCUUGCUCGACUACUGGGAGACGCCAGUCCAUUCGGCGGUAUGGAUUACCAUCAUCCUGGUUGUCUGCCUCGCUCUCAACAUCAUCGCCGUCGAGGUCUUUGGCGAAGCCGAGUUUUGGUUUGCUAGCAUCAAGAUCAUCACCAUCAUCGGCCUGGUCAUCGUGGGUAUUGUCAUCAUGGCCGGCGGCGCCCCCGGGGCUGGCGCCAUCGGGUUCACGUACUGGAACAACCCCGGCGCCUUCAAGGAAUACGUGGGGACAGGCGCGACCGGUCGAUUCACUGCCUACUGGACCGCCUUCGUCCGCGCCGGCUUCAGCUUCAUCACCUCCCCUGAACUCAUCGGCCUUGCUGCCGGCGAGACCGUGGCCCCCCGCCGCAACAUCCCCAAGGCUGCGCGCCGCUUCCUGUAUCGCCUCGCCCUCUUCUACGGCGUCAGCAGCUUGAUCAUCGGUGCUAUCGUGCCCUACGACGACAAGCAACUGCUUACCGAGACGGCCGACGCCAGCGCCAGCCCCUGGGUCAUCGGCAUUCAGCGUGCCGGCAUCGGCGGCCUCAACCACGUCAUCAACGCCGCCAUUCUGACCUCGGCCUGGUCCGCUGGCAACGCCUUCCUCUACUCAGGCUCCCGUAUCCUCUACUCGAUGGCCGCCACCGGCCAAGCACCCAAGAUCUUUGCCCGCACCACCAAGCGCGGUGUCCCCUACGCCGCUGUAGUCGCCACUUGGGCCGUCGGUCUGCUUGCCUACCUCAACGUGUCCCAGAGCGGCGCCAAGGUGUUCCUCUGGUUCAUGAACAUCUCCACCAUCUCAGGCUUCAUCGGCUGGAUCGUCGUCCUCGUCACCUAUCUGCGCUUCCGCAAGGCCAUGAGCGUCCAGGGCCUGCUGAGCACCCUGCCCUUCCGGACCAUCGGCCAGCCGUACGCCGCGUGGUUCACACUGUUCAUUAUCACCCUCCUGACCAUCACCAACGGGUUCCAGGUCUUUGCCAAGUGGGACGUUGGCGACUUCCUGGCCGCCUACAUCACGCUCCCCAUCUUCUUGGUCCUGUAUCUCGGCCACAAGGCGAUUUUCCGGACGCCCUGGCUCAGGAAUGUGCACGACGUCGAUGUCCUCACGGGCAAGAAGGAGAUGGAUGAGUUCUGCGCCAACGACCACCCGCCGGUGCCCAAGAACUUUUUGCAGAGGGUCUGGUUCUGGCUUGCUUAG